Quercus lobata is the source of this 465-nucleotide messenger RNA. Its product is annotated as inorganic phosphate transporter 1-11-like. Gene Ontology annotation, cellular component: membrane. Lineage: Eukaryota; Viridiplantae; Streptophyta; Magnoliopsida; Fagales; Fagaceae. The coding region runs from base 1 to 465 and encodes 154 amino acids. Gene Ontology annotation, molecular function: transmembrane transporter activity. The record is from RefSeq and is a predicted model, not a curated record. Gene Ontology annotation, biological process: transmembrane transport. The transcript has a single exon.
AUGUCUGUGUUCAUGUUUGCGCUAGUGAUCAAAUACGAAUACUUCAAGGCACAUGUCCCGCUAUUUGCAUUGUUAUACGGGCUAACAUUCUUCUUUGCGAACUUUGGUCCGAAUAGCACAACCUUUGUGUUGCCAGCGAAGUUGUUCCCGACCUGGGUGAGGUCCACAUGUCACGCUAUGAGCACGGCGAUGGGCAAAGCCGAGGCAAUGGUUGGAGCUUUUGGGGUGCAGACCUAUACUUUGUCUCGUGAGACAGGAAAGAUUAGGAAGGCAAUGAUGAUUUUGACAGUGACCAACAUGUUAGGUUUUUGCUUCACAUUCUUAGUGCCUAAGACCAUGGGAAGGUCUUUGGAGGAAAUAUCUGUUGAGGAUGAACGUGGCAAUGAAGCCACGCAGGGAAGCGUUAAACCCUCGUCGGUUACACGAACUGCAUUAGCAGGAACUAACUACAAGGAGUCUAUGUGA